UCCAUGAAUAUGAUUGUUUCAGACUUUUCCUACAUGUCUGCCAACAUGGGAUGUAGGACAGUGAAUAAUAUGAGUUCCUCAGUGGCAGCGUUGGGCUCUGUGCUCUGGUUUCUCCUGAAGCUAAUCUGUGCUGGCCCCGGUCUUGGCCUUCAGUGUAUAAACACUGUCCCUCAACUCCUAAUCCUGUUAGCCUCUUGGGUGUCUUCUCUUCUAAUCCAGCUUGUCUCCUUCUCCCUCUCCUCUACCUCCAGUCCUGCAGAACUGCCUCUGGGAUGUUACCCUGCAACUGAGCAAUCAGGAUGUUCACCUGGGUGGCAAAAGUGGUUCCCCAGCCUCCUGAUCCGCCAGUAAAACUUGGGGAGGAAGAGAAGCCCAAUCCACCACCUCCAGAGAAGAAAGUGGUAUUUAAAGAGGAGCCUCCAAAAGCAGCUCCUAAACCAGUCAAGGCCAAAGAGGAAGAAGUAUCAGAAGAAUCUAGUGCCCAGAGUGGAGUGUUGACCUGGCUCUCCAGUGGCUUUUCCAGUGCACUGCCCCAGCCCCCGGGCAGCCCGAGGCUGACCAGGGCAAACACGGUGGAUGAUGCAUCGGGUGCCAGUAAGGCAGACGAAGGCCAAGGCAGUGGAGUCAUUGGCUGGAUCGUGCAGGGAAUAGGAAAAGUGGUUCCCCAACCAGAUGAGAAGUAUAAAGAAGAAACAACAGCUGAACCUGAAGAAACCACAGAGGUUACAGCAGCUGUGGAAAUUCAGGUGAAGCCCAGUGUGCAGGAAAUGAAAGAUGUUCCUGAUGCUGAGCCUCUCCCCCACAUCCCCGUUGUGGAGCUCGUGUCAGAAGACGAAGGAUGUGAGGAGGAAAGCAAAGUGGGCCCUCCAAGUGUCAUUGAGUGGCUGAAGCAUGGCUUCGAGAAGGUGGUGCCACAGCCAGUCGAUAGCCACUCCGAGGUCUCUGUGAAGAAGCCAACAGUGGCAUCCCCUCCUCCUGAGACCUCCAAGACUGAGGAGGAGUCUAUGAGCUCACAUGUGGUCGGCUGGUUCGUGUCAGGUUUUGGCCGCAUGAUACCUCAGCCUGUGCUGAAAACUGCGGAGAACGGUGACGCAGUACACCAUGUGUGUCUGCUGCAGGACCCAGAGGACAUGGUCCUGGAGGAGGUGGAGUCGGACUGGGAUUGUGACCAGAAGGAGCACGCCUCUGCCCCAUGCUGCUCAGCGAUGGACGGAGACGCGCCGCAGGCGGACCAGGCCAUGUCCCUGCUGCAGGCCCUGCCCCAGCUCAUACCGCAGGUGCUGGCCAUGCAGGAGCAAGAGGACGCUAAGACCCAGGCGGUGGCAAUGGCCAGUCUGGAGGAGAGACUGCAGCAGCAGAGGCUGGAGGCGGCCCGGAUUGCAGAGGAUUUAGCCCGGCAGGCGGCAGAGAUGGCCGUCCGGCAGCUGGAGGAGGACACAGGCACCCCCAUAGCACAGUUAGCAGAGCCCGACGACGGAGAGCAACUGCCUGAUAUCCAGGAGGAAGAGAAUGAGGAAGACCCAGAGCUGCAGGGGCUGCGUGAGGACAGUGAGGAGGAGAAUAAGACUGACAGCAUAGUUGAAGUUGAAGAAGAACCGCCUGAGCCAGAGCCUGAGCCUGAGAGAGUUCCAUCCCCUGAGCCUGUCGCUGAAGAGGCUCCAGUGACCGCACAGCCUCAGCCGGCCAGCAAAGAGCCCACGCCACCCGCUAAUGAACAGGAGGACACCACAGAGGGAGGUUGUGGAGAGGUCAUCCAUGCUCAGCCAAUUGUGUUUGUGGAGCUUGUGGAGGAAGCGGACGUAACAGCUCCAUCAAACAUACCACAGAUCAUCGUCCCUGAUGACCCGGAGGCCAUGGGCAUCAGUGUGCCUGGAAAAGCGCUCCAGGAGGAUAAACAGGGCCUCCUCAACGUGGAUGAAGAAAUGAAGCAGCGGUCACACUCCUCAGCGAGCCACACCAACAUUGCGGUGAGCGACCGGCUGCAGGAGCUGGUCCAGCUGUUCAAGGAGCGCACAGAGCGGGUCCGAGACAGACUCAUUGACCCUGACGAGUCUGAUGAGGAGAGUCCGUCCGCCUCUCCUGAAAAGAAGCCUGCAUCAGGGGCACCUCCUCCCCCGCCCCCCGAGGAGACAAAAGACGCCCCUGCUGAUGAGGCACCGGAGGAGGAGGAAGAUAAAUUCUUUGAAUUCAUGGGCCAUCAAAUCAAAAUACCAAAAUUCACUCUUCCCCCACUUCCUGGUUGGCUUAGAACCAUCAUUGACUACCGCUUCCCUGCUAGCAUUGACCCUUUCACCAACUUGAUCUACGUGUUGUGGCUGUUCUUUGUGACAUGCGCCUGGAACUGGAACGUUUGGCUCAUCCCCGUCCGCUGGGCUUUCCCAUAUCAGACCCCUGACAACAUCCACUGGUGGCUCCUCGCUGACUACACCUGCGACUGCAUCUACCUCAUGGACAUUCUAAUCUUCCAGCCCAGACUCCAGUUUGUCCGUGCUGGAGACAUUGUGUGUGAUAAAAAGGACAUGAGAGAAAACUACUUAAAAACGUUCAGGUUCAAGAUGGACGUUCUUAGUCUGUUCCCUUUCGACCUGCUCUACUUCAAAACAGGUGUCAACUCCCUGCUGCGCUUUCCUCGCCUGCUUAAGUACAUGGCAUUCUUCGAGUUUAAUGACCGCUUGGAGGCAGUCAUGAGAAAAGCCUACAUCUACAGAGUAAUCAGAACCACUGCCUACCUGUUGUACUCCUUGCAUAUCAAUGCGUGUCUGUUUUACUACUUCUGCGACUACCAUGGCCUGGGAUCCACUAAGUGGGUUUACAAUGGCAAAGGGAACAAGUACAUACGCUGUUACUACUUUGCUGUGAAGACCCUGAUCACCAUCGGUGGUUUGCCAGAUCCCACCUCAGUUUAUGAAAUUACCUUUCAAGGGGUCAAUUACUUUGUGGGUGUGUUCGCCUUUUCUAUCAUGAUUGGUCAGAUGAGAGAUGUCAUUGGAGCAGCUACAGCAGGAGAGACGUACUACAGAGCUUGCAUGGACAGCACCAUCAAGUACAUGACAACCUAUCGCAUUCCUCAUGAAGUUCAGAACCGGGUCAAAACCUGGUACGACUACACCUGGAAGUCUACAGGCAUGCUGGAUGAGCUGGAACUGCUUUCGCAGCUGCCACUUAAGAUGCGGCUUGACAUUGCCGUGGAUGUGAACUUCGCUAUUGUCAGCAAAGUGGCCCUCUUUCAGGGUUGUGACAGACAGUUAAUCUUUGACAUGCUUACAAGGCUGAAGUCUGUAGUUUAUCUCCCAGGAGAUUUUGUCUGUAAAAAGGGUGAGAUUGGUCGUGAAAUGUACAUCAUAAAAGCAGGGGAGGUACAAGUGGUUGGUGGUCCUGAUAACUCUAUUGUGUUUGUGACGAUCAGAGGAGGAGCUGUGUUUGGAGAAAUCAGCCUUUUAGCAGGGGGUGGAGGUAACAGACGCACAGCGAAUGUCAAGGCUCAUGGCUUUGCUAACCUAAUGAUCCUAGAUAAGAAGGACCUGGCUGACAUCCUGAAGAACUAUCCUGAGUCCCAGAAGCUGCUUCGCAAGAAGGCCAAGAAAAUGCUGACAAAGGAUAAGAAACCUGAAGAUGAAGGUGGAGGCAAAAAAGCUGAAGAGGUAAUAACAGCACGCCCGGAAACCCCUAAGCUCUUCAAGGCCACCCUGGUUGUGACGGAGAAGGCUGGCAUCACAGGCACCUUCGCCAAGCUGAAAGAAACGUAUAGUGGGCUGGAGCCACACACUUCAAGCUCCAUAUCUCCCAUGCCCCCUCCAACGCCCACACGCCAACGCUCUCCUAUCCCAAAGACCAUGGAGCAGGAGGAGGACGACACGGUAGCCGAGACGGCCGACAGCAGCAUGGUCAUACGCAUGACCCCGCGCCAGCAGGGCGAGGAGAUCCUGUCCGUGGAGCAGGGCAAAGCAGACGAAGGGGCUGCAGCGAAAGAGAAGGGGAAGGAAGGAAGUAAAGCAAAGGAAGUGAAGAAGAAGAAGAAGUAGAAACCCAUCAUAUCUGAUCUCAAACACAGGAUAUGACAUCAUCUGAAUCUCAAGGACAUAUCCUUGAGAAUAGCCCCAGCGCAUCUGCCCAGGACAUGUUGUCACCAUGGUGGACUCUGGGGAGGAUUCAUUAUUGUAUGAACAUUACAAAGCCCGUGUGUGUGUGUGUGUGUGUGUGUAUUACGGAAUGUCUAUUAGUCUUUAAUGCCCUGUGGCCAUAAACUGAGUGCCCAGGAUCAAUAACCUGCCCAAGCUCUAACUCCAGGUCUACUGCUCUGCUUUUUCUUUGGCUGCCACAGCCCUAGGGACAUGUGUCAGCUUCACUAUGGCCUUCGCUGUACCCUUUACUGACAAACAAUAAGGCCUAAUGCACACACCACUCAAAAAGCAAACACUCUUCUUACGGCACAAAACUGAUCUGCACUCACAUACGCACACUCACACACUAUAUGUGCACACAUGACAUAGUUAUGCAUAACAGUGAGGUAUCAAUAACUUUACAACUCCUCACAGAGGGUUUGUAUGGAUUUGUGAUUGUAUGUAUCUCUGUCAGUCACCAGUUGUAAUCAGUGUUUAAGAAGCUCAUAGAAACGAUACAGCAUUAUGCUACAAUAUUUGUUAUUGUGUUCCUGAGUUCUAGAGAUGUCCUUGUGGUUACUGAGUAGGGCACAAUGCCAUUAGGACAGCAGCAGAUAUGGAACAGGAUGUUAGUUCAGUCAAAUGUUUUCCACUAUGCGAGUGAAAAUCAAUGGCCUGUGAUCUGUCCCUGUACAUUCUCUCCAGCCAAUCACAUGAUCGCCGAUCAUUCACAGUGAUUUUGUCUCUCACUGAGUAUUCAGGUCAGUUCACUGUAAAGCAUGGGUUACUGAAAGGACAUCUUUUAUGCCUCGAAUGGAAAUAAAUAAAAAGUACAUUGCUACAAAAGAUUAAAAAUAAAAUAAAUUAUUAUUGAUAUUG
Molecule: messenger RNA, 4979 nt
Organism: Alosa alosa (allis shad)
Lineage: Eukaryota; Metazoa; Chordata; Actinopteri; Clupeiformes; Clupeidae
Gene: cngb1a
Product: cyclic nucleotide gated channel subunit beta 1a
Exons: 39
Coding region: 300-4022 (1240 amino acids)
Biological process (GO): monoatomic cation transmembrane transport; retina homeostasis
Cellular component (GO): plasma membrane; intracellular cyclic nucleotide activated cation channel complex; photoreceptor outer segment
Molecular function (GO): intracellularly cAMP-activated cation channel activity; protein-containing complex binding; intracellularly cGMP-activated cation channel activity
Source: RefSeq, a predicted model, not a curated record